CGGCCCAGCGCGUCGUCGGUGGACGGGGCGCGGAGCGCGGCCGGUGGUUCGUGCGGCCGCUGGGCGUCCGUUCGCACGGCCGCGCGCCCUCCGCCCCGACGAGGCGUCCGCGGCCGGGCUUCCGCAGUCAUGCUGCGGUCGGCGCGCCUCGCGCGGCCCCUCUGAGUCCGGGAACGGCGGCGAGCGCGGCGGGCUCGGGUCGCCAUGCCUACCCGAGUGUGUUGCUGCUGCUCUGCUCUGCGUCCUCGAUACAAACGCCUGGUGGACAACAUAUUCCCUGAAGAUCCAAAAGAUGGCCUUGUUAAGGCUGAUAUGGAGAAACUGACAUUUUAUGCAGUGUCUGCACCAGAGAAGCUCGAUCGAAUAGGCGCCUAUCUGGCAGAAAGGCUGAGCAGGGAUGUUGUCAGGCAUCGCUCUGGGUAUGUUCUAAUUGCUAUGGAGGCGUUGGACCAGCUUCUUAUGGCCUGCCAUUCUCAAAGCAUCAAGCCAUUUGUAGAAAGCUUCCUUCAUAUGGUAGCAAAGCUCCUGGAAUCAGGGGAACCAAAGCUUCAAGUUCUUGGAACAAAUUCUUUUGUCAAAUUCGCAAACAUUGAAGAAGAUACACCAUCCUAUCACAGACGUUAUGACUUCUUUGUAUCUCGAUUCAGUGCCAUGUGUCAUUCCUGUCACAGUGACCCAGAAAUACGAACUGAGAUUCGUAUUGCUGGAAUAAGAGGAAUUCAAGGUGUGGUUCGCAAAACAGUUAAUGAUGAACUUCGGGCUACCAUUUGGGAGCCACAGCAUAUGGAUAAGAUUGUUCCCUCCCUUCUGUUUAACAUGCAGAAGAUAGAAGAAGUUGACAGUCGCCUGGGCCCGCCUUCCUCCCCUUCUGCAGCUGACAGAGAGGAGAACCCUGCAGUGCUGGCCGAGAGCUGUUUCAGAGAGCUGCUGGGCCGAGCAACUUUUGGGAACAUGAAUAAUGCUGUUAGGCCAGUUUUUGCGCAUUUAGAUCAUCACAAGCUGUGGGAUCCUAAUGAAUUUGCAGUUCAUUGCUUUAAGAUUAUAAUGUAUUCUAUUCAGGCUCAGUAUUCUCACCAUGUGAUCCAGGAGAUUCUUGGACACCUUGAUGCUAGGAAAAAGGAUUCCCCACGGGUUCGAGCAGGUAUCAUUCAGGUUCUGUUAGAGGCUGUUGCUAUUGCUGCUAAAGGUUCCAUAGGGCCAACAGUGCUGGAAGUCUUCAACACCCUGUUGAAACACCUUCGGUUCAGUGUGGAAUUGGAAGCCAACGACUCCCAGCGGGGGUCUGUGGGCAGCAUCACCUUAAGUUCCAAAGACAACGAUGAGAAGAUUGUGCAGAAUGCUAUCAUCCAGACCAUAGGGUUUUUUGGAAGUAACCUACCAGACUAUCAGCGAUCAGAGAUUAUGAUGUUCAUCAUGGGAAAAGUGCCUGUGUUUGGAACAUCCACUCAUGCUUUGGAUGUCAGCCAGCUAGGGGAUUUGGGAACCAGGAGGAUUCAGAUAAUGCUGCUGCGGUCUUUGCUUAUGGUGACUUCUGGGUACAAAGCCAAGACAAUUGUUACUGCUCUGCCCGGGUCAUUUCUUGACCCUCUGUUAUCACCAUCCCUCAUGGAAGAUUAUGAGCUGAGACAGCUAGUCUUGGAAGUAAUGCACAACCUCAUGGAUCGCCAUGACAACAGGGCAAAGCUCCGUGGCAUCAGAAUAAUACCAGACGUGGCUGACUUGAAGAUAAAAAGAGAAAAAAUUUGUAGACAAGAUACAAGCUUCAUGAAGAAGAAUGGGCAGCAACUAUAUAGGCACAUAUACCUGGGCUGCAAAGAGGAAGACAAUGUUCAGAAGAACUAUGAGCUCCUUUAUACAUCUCUGGCUCUGAUAACUAUCGAACUGGCCAAUGAAGAAGUGCUGAUUGAUCUCAUUAGAUUGGCCAUUGCCUUACAGGACAGUGCAAUUAUCAAUGAAGAUAACUUGCCAAUGUUUCAUCGCUGUGGAAUCAUGGCACUGGUCGCAGCCUAUCUCAACUUUGUGAGUCAGAUGAUAGCCGUCCCAGCGUUCUGCCAGCAUGUUAGCAAGGUUAUUGAAACUCGAACUGUGGAAGCCCCUUAUUUUCUACCAGAGCAUAUUUUCAGAGAUAAGUGCAUGCUUCCGAAGUCUUUAGAGAAACAUGACAAAAGUUUAUAUUUCCUGACCAACAAGAUUGCGGAGUGCCUCGGCGGCAGCGGGUACAGUGUGGAGAGGCUGUCAGCUCCUUAUGUGCCACAGGCGACAGAUGAAGAUCGUCUUUCUAGAAGAAAAAGUAUUGUGGAUACUGUAUCUAUUCAGGUGGACAUUUUAUCCAACAGUGUGCCUUCUGAUGAUGUGGUUAGCAACACUGAAGAGAUCACCUUUGAAGCCCUGAAGAAAGCAAUUGACACCAAUGGAAUGGAGGAGCAGGAAAAGGAAAAGAGACGUCUUGUGAUCGAGAAGUUCCAGAAAGCACCUUUUGAAGAAAUAGCUGCACAGUGUGAAUCCAAAGCAAAUUUGCUUCAUGAUAGACUUGCUCAAAUAUUGGAGCUCACCAUACGCCCUCCUCCUAGUCCAUCCGGAACACUGACCAUUACUUCUGGGCAUGCCCAGUACCAGUCUGUCCCAGUCUAUGAGAUGAAGUUUCCAGAUCUGUGUGUGUAUUGACUGGCUCAUGAAUACUAUAGCAUCUAAAAGAAACUCAAAGCCUGAAAAACAAGGCCAAGAUGAGUUUUCAGGAUUUGCAUAACGCUUCCUGAUGUGUCCUGAAACAUGAUGGGAUUUAUCUCUAACCAAACACUUGUCAUGCUGUGUUACAAGUUCACAAACUCUGGUUUAGAGUAUUUCUGAAGGUAGACUUAUGCCACGUUAAUUUGUUUUGAGGUUCCUGUUAGCUUUUAAGAUAGAACAUGUAAUGCUUUCACAUUAUGAUUGUUAAUAGUAUAUUUUAAACUUUGCACAAACAUGAUUUUAAAAAAAAGAUUGAAAAUGUAUGAAGUGUCUGUUGAUUUCUUAAGCGUCUCCACAACUGCUUAGAAAUGGAUUGCUGUUUUGUUUUCUUCAAAAGUAAAUAUAUUCCUAAUCUUAGGGUUGCAAAUUCUUUCAUGCUUUCUAAAUCCAUGCUUCAGGUGGACUGUGUAGAUGUCCCUUUAGUCCCCAGUAGUGACACAUAGCAGGCAUUCCUAUGGUAUUGACGAUAGAAAAAUCUACUGAAUAGUAUUCUCACCUAUGUUCCCAUCUGGAAACUGGCCAGGCCUUACUGGUCUUGUGAUACUGUGUUUUCUGCUUCAAGCUGAGCCCUUGAGCCCCUUAGAGCUCACUCUUGGAGCACCAAAAGGUGCAGUGUUUCCCACAUAUGAUGUGUUAGUUUACAGACUGCGCUUUGAAACUAUAGUUGUAUUUUGCUGUGACUCCAUUAAUUAAAUGAAAUAUAUAUUUACUAUAGAAAAGAAAGAAUUAAAAUAGCUACAUACAUGUUCACCUGUGCAGAGCCUAUACAUUUCAGUUUAUUUUAAAUGAAUGAAUUUUCAUUUUUAUAUUAUACAUUGUUUUUAGGUCUUCAUAGUAAGAAAUUUCCCCAGUGAAUCUUUUAAUCUGUAAGAGUUCAACCAAAACUUGUGUGCAUCUCUAUUGAAAGAUUAGUUACAUACAUUCAGGAUGGUACAUGUGUUCUUGUUAGGGUCUGUGAGUGUGGGCUGUCUUUAUUCCAGAGUUCGAGGUAGCCCGGGCAACACCGCCACUUGGUGAGAAUAAGGGUUCUAUAGUUAGAAAAUUCUCUUAGCACAGUUUGGUGAACUCACUUCAUAUAACUAUGCUUUCAAAUUUAAUUUCUUUUUACAUAAAACAGUAUUCCUAUCAAAAUUAUAGCUCAAAAAUAAUUUGUUUUGUUUUUUUUUUUUAAUGAAAAAUGGGAUGUUUUAAAUAUGUAUUUAUGGUAAUUUGGGCACCAUUCAUACAAAAAAGAAAAAACAAGAAAAGGAAAUGAACAUAGAAUAGUCAUGCCCAAAUUUUUGAAUCUAUCCAACAGAUAUUCAGUCUGUUUGCUAAAACGUCCGACAGGUCAGCCAGGCUGCUGAUCAGCGCAGACCUGCCAGAUCUUGUCCUCAGAAGGACCAUGCAGCUGCCCCUGAAAGAUCAGCGGCUGCCCCAGCUGUCACUGUGGCUUCCCCUCACGCUGGGGAACGUGUCACCAGUUAAUGUUAAACUUCAUGCAUUUUUGUUUCCCUUUUUUCUUAUGCAUUUUAAAAGAAGGCAAUUGUAUUUUGUCUACAUUUAAAAUCUAAACAGGGGGACAUGCAAAAACAAUCAUCAUCCACUUGGAUGUCAUUUUAUAAAUUAACACUGUGUGCUUUUGUAUGGAAGAUAUAUAAUUUAAUAGUAUAAGAAGAGAGAUAUAUAUAUUCACUUGCAUUCAUGAGAAACAAGCUUUGCUGUACAAAAUUUUGCUUUUCUUAGUGAUCUAAAAGGGCAUGCUUUGCAUAUAAAGGAAUACCAUUGUAACUAGUUUUCUGGUUUGGUUUGCUUUGUUUUUUUCUCAUACCUUUCUUUUGGUUAUGUCAGCUGUUGGUUUGAGUGUUGAUACUCUUAACCCACAGUACACUUCUGGGUCUAUUUGGUCCAGCAGACUGCACUGCUCUUGUUGACCCAAGGAGUGGCUGUCUCUGUCUCACUCUCCCACGUUUGUGGGCAUUGCCCUCAGGCAGGUGUGCAAGCUGUGCUAUGUAGCCAGCUCAGGGACUGACUCUUUGGGACUUGGCAUAUUUUGGCAGGUACGUGAUACUCUAAGUAAAUUGUUUCUCGUUCUACUUGGUUAUAUUCUUUCAUGUAACACUCAACAGUUCAUUUACGUGUUCCUCCUAUGCUUGGGACAUCUGCGGCUGCUCAUACAGUUUCACAGAACUUUACCUGAUCUCUCACAAUCUCUCUCAUGUUCUCUUCCCUCCCCUUUCUCCUUCCCUCCACCCUCCUUUUGAACUCACUAUCCUUUAGAGGAAUACCACCCUCAAGGAGCAGUUUAACCCACCACCCUCUCAAACAGAACUUAUUUGUCUCACUAAUGCUGGUACAUGUAUUGAUGUGAUAAAGUAAGUUUUUUAAAUGUAAACUUUCAUUGUGUGAUCAAAUGUAAGCAAUAAAACAAAAAUUGCA
Phodopus roborovskii (desert hamster) is the source of this 5145-nucleotide messenger RNA. It is a transcript of the gene Efr3a, whose product is annotated as EFR3 homolog A. The transcript is spliced from 23 exons. The record is from RefSeq and is a predicted model, not a curated record. Gene Ontology annotation, biological process: protein localization to plasma membrane. Gene Ontology annotation, cellular component: plasma membrane. The coding region runs from base 205 to 2664 and encodes 819 amino acids. NCBI's taxonomy places the organism in Eukaryota, Metazoa, Chordata, Mammalia, Rodentia, Cricetidae.